This is a messenger RNA of Schistocerca americana (American grasshopper), 2006 nucleotides long. Its product is annotated as proton-coupled folate transporter-like. NCBI's taxonomy places the organism in Eukaryota, Metazoa, Arthropoda, Insecta, Orthoptera, Acrididae. The record is from RefSeq and is a predicted model, not a curated record. Gene Ontology annotation, molecular function: transmembrane transporter activity. Bases 227 to 1711 code for a protein of 494 amino acids. The transcript is spliced from 12 exons. Gene Ontology annotation, biological process: transmembrane transport. Gene Ontology annotation, cellular component: membrane.
AGUCCUGCAAACACUGCCGGAUAGAGAUGUUGCGCUCGCCGAUCAAUACAUUUUCGUGAAGUGUUUUGUGCAGCGUUCGUAGCGUUUACGAAACUACUGCAUCCGCUUCCACUCGUCGUACACCUUGGCUGUGAGAAGGGACCACAGGGCACCUCCUACGGUCACUGCACGAAGGGGUUCAUAGUUCCACACAACUGCGCAUGGCUGUUCGGCUGAGACCAAAUCGAUGGUGCAGAGUUUCUGCUCUUUGGAGACCAUGGACACCGAACGGAAGCUUUCAGUUCAAGACGAUGUGUCGCGCACUGACCAACAGUCAGCCAUUCUCAAUGACGGGGAACAAAUCAAAUCUUCACGCAAAGCGCAAUGGUGGCGCGUGCGGCCGACGGUGGAGCCCAUGGUGCUGCUGUUCAUGUUUUCCACCACGGCGGUGAGUUCGUUCGUCGGCGCGCUCUUCACGGAGCGCGUGUGCCGCAUGAAAGACACGACCGGCUGCCCGGACGACAAGCGCGCCGAAGCCGUCACGCUGAUCAUGUACAAGACCAUCAUCGAGGCGGUGGUCCCCGCUUUCGUCGCAUUAUUCAUCGGCAGCUGGAGCGAUAAGUUCGGUCGCCGUCCCAUCUUCAUAUGGUCUUUCCUCGGCAACACCGUGGCGUACGCGGCGUGGGCGGUGCAGUCGGCGGUGCCGGACCUGCAGCCCGAGUGGCUGCUGCUGCCCUCUGUGGUGGCCUCCUUCAGCGGCGGCAUGAUGAACCUCAUGGGCGUGGCCAACAUCUACAUCGCGGACGUCGCCCCUGUCGACGACAAGGCAGUCCGGCUGGGCAUCCUGGACGUGUCGCAGUACAUGGGCACGAUGCUGGGCUCGGGGCUGUCGGCGCCCAUCACAGCCGCUCUGCAGUACUACGGUGUGUACACGAUGGCCGCCUGCCUCAUGCUGGCGUGUCUGCUCUACGCCGUCUUCCUGCUGCCGGAGACCGUGCCGCCGUACACCCCGCCCGAGGAUGAGAGCUGUGGCUGCUGCAAGGGGAUCUUCCGGCCGCAGCUGGUGCGCGACGCGCUCAGGACGUGCCUCAAGAAGCGGCCACAUAACGGCCGGGCCACCAUCUUCAUCGUCAUCUUUGUCGUCAUCAGCGGCAUGCUCUCCUUAAUGGGUGAAUCAGUUCCCUCUUACAAUCUCUAUAACGACAUAUUGAAGUGGGGACCAGCAGACACGCAGCUGUACGGUUUUUACAAUAACGGAACCACUGCCCUAGGCACCCUGAUUGGCGUCCUGGUGUUCGUGCGCUGGCUGCGACUGCAGGACGCGUGGAUAGCUGUCAUUACUUUCGGCUGCAAGAUCGUCGGCACCAUCCUGUACGCCAUAGCUCCAGACUGGAGGUUUAUGUAUAUAGGUGGUGCUGUCAGCUGUUUUGGUGGAAUGGUGUGGGUCCUGGCCAGAACUAUGUUGGUGAGGCUGGUGACGAUGGACGAGAUAGGUCAGGUGUUCGCAUUGGUGAUGACUCUGGAAGCGAUAGCGCCGCUGCUGGGAUCCCUGAUUUAUGGACAAGUCUACCAGGCCACCGUCUCCACACUCCCUGGUGCUUUCUACUUCAUCUCCGUCGGAAUCUUCGUGGUCGAUCUCAUCCUGCUGCUGGUUGCGUCUUACCUCACUCGAGGGGCCGUAAGAGAAGAGAAUGAGCAACGGAGACAGAGGGCUUUACCACCGUCGGCCUAAGACGCCGCAGGCUGCACCGUCAUCACUUGUCUUGUCAUCAUCUCAUCGAAUCUCAACUGCUGCACGGCUCGUUAGCCCUGAAGGCAUAGCAGGAAAGUCGCAGGCGGAUCGCGCAGCGACGAAAUUACCGCCUUUCUAAUCCGAGUUGUGGGUUCACUACAAUGCUGCACAGAAGAACGGAUGACCGCAUCGUGCAAGAGCUGGAGACAAUCAACUGCGUGUCUUCAUUACUUGCAGAAUUUAUUCUGAUGUAACAAUAAAACAUUGUAAUUCCUUACUUUCUGUAUAAGUGAAA